Messenger RNA from Toxorhynchites rutilus septentrionalis, 1853 nucleotides. RefSeq lists its product as uncharacterized. The transcript has 3 exons. The record is from RefSeq and is a predicted model, not a curated record. NCBI's taxonomy places the organism in Eukaryota, Metazoa, Arthropoda, Insecta, Diptera, Culicidae. Bases 670 to 1392 code for a protein of 240 amino acids.
UUCGCCUGAAAACUGUCGGAUCGUCUCGAUAAAAACUGUGACGUUCGCUGGGGAAGCGACGUGACGUUUGCAGUGCACGACGUAAACAUAAAGGAAUCGAGCAAGCUGAAGUUUUCCUUUUGUCGCCGAAACAACAAACCGAAGAACAAUCGAUUUUCGAUUAUAUCUAUCUGCUGUGCGAGCGAGGGGCGGGGGAGCACAGAAAUGACAACGGCGUAAAAAUCGCGUAAAACUUCAGCUAGAUUCGGUUUUUAUAUGCAGUCGGCAGUAUUCUUGUAUCAGUCUGAAUCAUGUGUCAAUUUAUCGUUCGCAGUAAAUUUGACAAGUGAAAGCCGGUAAAUGGUUUCGGUUUUGUGAAAUUGCUUCGUACGGGUUUGUAUUCUCUGGCAGGGAAACAGACAAUGAAAUUGAUUCCGAAGUGAGUGCACAUCAAAAUUCUCAUCAUCGUCAAACGCGGAGAGACUCGUCCCCCUACCCAAAUCUGCUCUUCUCUGGUUGAUUGAAUGGCGUAAAAAUCAUAUAUGAUGGACUCACUUGCCCUCCUGUUCCCCCUCAAAGAAUUCCUCUUCCCCAACAAAAAGCGAGUUCGUCCCAGCCUGGCAGGAGAUAAGAACGAACAGAUAUAACAUUGUGAAUUUUAGUCGGAAAUAGAGCAAAGCAACGGCAGAAAUGAAAGCAAUGUGCGACGCACGGUCUUCAUUCGAACUCCACGUGGAGUGGUGCUGUGUCCGAAUUCAUAGACAUUGGACAGUACAUUUGGUGGGUAUGCCUCCGAUACGUGCUCGGGUCGACCAAAUAAAACCUGCUGGUGAUUGGGCUGCGGAUACCAUUCCGGCAAAUUAUGUACGACAACUGCGCGAGUACUUCGCAGAACGCGCCAACCAAAACGCGCUAUACCGGGCUGUCUGCGCCGCCGACACAGGAUACAGCGCUCUGCACUUGGCGCAAGCGGAGUACCAACUCAACUGCAAUCUGCAGACAGUGGAGGAGAAGAUUGCAGCUUGGAAGCAGAAGGCAGUGCAUGCUGCCCACCCCCAUCAACUGGACCGGCCACACGUCGACAAGGCCGCAUCUAAUCUGUGGCUAACGCGUGGUGAACUCUCUUCAGUAGUAGAAGCCGACAUGAUAGCCAUCCAGGACAGGAUAAUGCCGACGAGAAACUGCAGGCGGUACGUCUGGCAUCAAGACGUUGAUGACAUUUGCCGGAUGUGCCAUCAACCAGGUGAAAACAUAGAGCACAUUAUGGGAGGCUGUCCCGUUAUGGCCAACGCAGCCUACACCGAGCGACAACGUGGCCCGUAUUGUUCAUCGACAACUGGCGCUCCAAUGUGCUCUACUGGAAGACAACGUACCAAACUACCGGUACCUGCCUGCACCUGUCCUGUAAAAUGACCGUUUCAAGCUGUACUGGGAUCGCACUGUUCUGACCGACCUCUCGAUCCACCACAACCGUCCAGAUAUAAUGGUUUACGACAAGAGCGACCGCAAAGUCACCAUCAUCGAUGUCGCUAUUCCACUGAACCAGAAUCUGGAGGAGACCCACGGUCGCAAAAUCUGCAAGUACCGACCAUUGGCCGUGGAGCUCAAGGAACUGUGGGGGCUAAGGGAGGUCCCAAGAAUUGUUCCAGUUGUUCUCUCUGGAACUGGAAUUGUCCCGAAGACACUUCUGGAAGCGCUAAAGGUGUUGAACAUGGAGAAGGAAUUGGCCGGCAUCCAAAAGUCGGUCAUCCUUAGCACCUGCGCGAUUGUCCGACAAUUUCUCGGUCAGGACUGAAACAGCACGAGCAUGCAGAUACGUGCAUUCCGCAGAGCCUAGUCCCCCUUUGGCAUUCAGAAGCCCGGGGGCAGGUGAA